Tyto alba (common barn owl) is the source of this 1071-nucleotide messenger RNA. It is a transcript of the gene SRRD, whose product is annotated as SRR1 domain containing. Gene Ontology annotation, cellular component: cytoplasm; nucleus. Lineage: Eukaryota; Metazoa; Chordata; Aves; Strigiformes; Tytonidae. The record is from RefSeq and is a predicted model, not a curated record. The coding region runs from base 1 to 828 and encodes 275 amino acids. The transcript is spliced from 8 exons. Gene Ontology annotation, biological process: microtubule-based process.
AUGGCGGCCGGGAGAUGGCGGCGGGCGGGAGGAGGCGGCGGCGGCGGCGGGCGGGAGGAAGAAGAGGAGGAGGAGGAUGAGGAAGCGGCGAGGGGCGCGGUGCUGCGGCGGGUGCGGCAGGCGCGGGACGAUCUUCUGAGCUCCGGCUUCUGGGCGGCGAGCGCCGGAGCCGUGCGGGCCCCGCUGAGCGGCAGCGCGGAGCCGCCCGCCCGCUGCGUCUGCUACGGGCUGGGGCGGUUCGGCGCCUGCCCGGCCGCCCGGCACCAACUCGCCUUCCUGCUGCUGCUGCUGGAGGAGCUGGGGGUGCCACCCGGGCAGUGCUGCCUCUUCGAUCCCGCCUUCUCCUCCCUGGAGGCGGCAGCGCUGGGGCAACUGGGGCUGCAGCUGCUCCCGGACAAUGAGGAGGGGAAGCACAGCGUGGAGGGCUCGGCCACGCUGUUCUACAUGGUGCACUGCGGGAAAGCCUUGUACAACAACCUCCUGUGGAGGAACUGGUCUGCAGGGGCCCUGUCCAAAAUGAUCAUCAUCGGGAACAGCUUUAAAGGAAUCGAGGAAAGAUUGUUGUCAAGAAUAUUGGAGAGAGAUUAUUCUUACAUAGCAAAGGUCUUGAAAGGGGCUGAGGAAGUGGCGCUCCCCACUCACCCUCGGUACCUGGACACGUUUAACGACACCGCCGUCCACUGGUUUCCCUUGCAAAAACUGGAGGAGCUCUCCCCUGAGGUCUGGGACUGCGUGGAGGAGCCGACGUACCAAGACUGUGACGACCUGGAGAUCAUCAGAAAGGAGGUGAGCGCCGAGCGGCGCAGCCCGGCUGCCGCCGAGUCCUGACCGCUCCCUGCAGCGGGGGGGCCUCAGGGCUGCAGCUCUUCUCACGGCACCUUCUGCGCAGCCAAGGUGAAGCUCCAGCACCCAGAGUGUCCUCGUGCUCCGCCAAGAGUGGCGGCACCCCAGCACUGAGCGUGCUGGGACAUUUUUGUAUCUUGAUUAUUCAAUAAAAGGUAAAGCUGUGCUUUGACUUACACUCACAUAACUACAGCGAACAAAUUUAACUAAAACCUGCCUUUUAAGCCA